AUGGGCCUCAGCAACCACUAUCGCUCCGUUUCCACCAACGACAACGAUGAAUCCUUCCCACUGGCGAGCGAAAAGGUUCAACCGAGAGCAGGCUGGGGCAAGCAGUCCCUCUGCCUUUCCGUCGCGACAGGCACGCUGUUCAUCGCCAUCCUUGUCGCCAUCUUUUCAUUGAUUUCGUCGGUAUUUGUCUCCCACGCCUCUCCAUCCACAUCCGAUUCCCUCUCGACGUCAACCACCAGCGCAGCCGCUGUGGUCGCCAGCACCGUCGCCGCAACACCCACCCCUCUCAUCGGUGACGACUCGGUAAAGACGACCGAGGAUUCUGGUGACUCAACCUCGUCGAAGGAUGAAAUCCAAAACUGCGGAUAUACACCCCAAGAAGCCAGAGACCGCGGCUGCAUCUUCGAUGUGAUGAUGCAACUCUGGACACCCGCUGCGUGUUUUGACGAAAUUCUCUCAAACCGCUUCCUCGACGUUGGCAACUGGACCUGGUACGCUGAUCCUUCGGCGAGCUACGCCUACACUUUGGAGGAGAUGAGAAAAGGCGAGCACGAUGCGGUAUACGUCGCUCAAGACUACCACAUUACCCACUGUAUCUACGCCUGGGAGAAGCUGGUCCGGUCGAUGAGGAAUCAAGAGCCGCUCAUCACGGAGUUGAUCUCUUAUGAUCAUGUUAUCCACUGCAGGCACAAAACCCUCCAACGAGCCGACGGAGGCAGCUCCGUUCGUGGUGUCAGAGCACCUACCGGAUAUACCCAAUGCGCACCAUAUGACACUUGGAAAGACCAUCUACCUCCAAACGAGCACUCCUCGACAGAGUGA
Molecule: messenger RNA, 822 nt
Organism: Cladophialophora psammophila CBS 110553
Lineage: Eukaryota; Fungi; Ascomycota; Eurotiomycetes; Chaetothyriales; Herpotrichiellaceae
Exons: 1
Coding region: 1-822 (273 amino acids)
Source: RefSeq, a predicted model, not a curated record